Molecule: messenger RNA, 453 nt
Organism: Aspergillus costaricaensis CBS 115574
Lineage: Eukaryota; Fungi; Ascomycota; Eurotiomycetes; Eurotiales; Aspergillaceae
Exons: 7
Coding region: 1-453 (150 amino acids)
Source: RefSeq, a predicted model, not a curated record
AUGGAGACUAAAUGUCCCGCGGAGUUGUGCAAGGGCGUCUCAGAGUUGGGGACGCGAGUCAGAACUGCUGCGGAGAUGCAAACCGCUCGGUCGGCGCGUUGGGGGAUGUGGUUGGAUGGCCGAGGUACGAUCUUCCGGCACAGUUGCUCGACGGACUUCAUCCGAGGCAAGACCGGUGACCCAAAAGGUGAUUGUAUCCCCAUGCUUGGAGAUGCCGUGGCAAAGAGAGCCUCCCCCGGCAUGCCGAAGCCGAAUGUAUGCCCACGACGGUCGGGGAAUUCGGAGAAGCCGGCUUAUGUCAAACCCAUAGUAGCCGGUAUUUCCCCGGGGGGGCGGAUGUUGCUGCUAGUCGAUCUCAUCCCGCCCCAAAACUUGAGUGAGGCCAACUGGACAGGCCCACGUGGCACCAAAGAGAAAAACAGCACAAAUGAGAACAUCUCUCGCCCCGAAUAG